AUGGAGUUUAUGAGUGCUCUUGGAUCGCAGGAGGACGCCUAUCGUCCUUCGCUUUUUGAAUUGGUGGCUCAAGAAAAACUUAGAGAACUGUUACAACCCGCCGUUCAAUACCUUCUCGCUAUAUAUGCGCAAAGAUACCCACGUUAUUUGAUCCGUGUUGUGAAUAAUCAUGAGGAAUUUUAUGCUGCGCUCAUGUUUUUCGUAGAACGUCACUAUUUAAAGGAAUGGGGAGCAUCAUUUGCGGAGAACUUUUACGGUCUCAAACGGGUAGCCGCAGCACUCGGUAACAAAAAGAGUGUCAAGUUGCCGUCUUCCAACGCCCAGUCGACACCGAGUUUGACGAAAAGUGAGAUCAACAAGUCAUUGUUUAUGCUUGUGGCCUUGCCUUACAUCAAAUGCAAAUUGGAUCUUUACUACCAAAAGGUCUCCGGGGGAGCAUCCUCUUCCUUGUUGGGAAUUAAUGAACGAGAGGAAAGAGAAACAGAAGAAUUGAACGAUCCAGACACAAGACCGAUGCGCAAACUGGUAAUUCGCUUCAUCCGAGUCUUUCGAAAACUAUACCCCAUUGUGAACGCUCUUUAUCACGGUUCCAACUUGGCAUACAAUAUUGCGUACCUCUUUGGUAAAACGCGGUUCUAUACACCGUGGUUACAUUUGAUCGGUAUCGAAGUGAAACGCAUGAGCAUGGCUGAUUACCGUUCUUACUACGACAAGACGCAAGCGUCUCAACAGACAGCGACGUCCUCGCUGUUUAAUAGCCCACUACGAGCGGCUUCUGGUAUUUUCAGCAAAGUGAUCGAAUUUUUGAAGGUGUUGUUGCCCAUGUCUAUUUUCUUUUUCAAAUUCUUGGAGUGGUGGUAUUCUUCGGAGUUUGCCCGUGGCGGGAACACAGGCUCUCUGGGAGACGAAGAGUCCGCCAAUGUCAUUCCUCCUCCAGAAAAGAUCAAGCCUGAUCCACGAGGAACCAAGUUGCCAACGACACCAAAUACUUGUCCCAUCUGUCUCAGCAGCCCCAUCAACAACCCCACAGCAUUGCCGUCUGGAUACGUCUUUUGCUACACUUGCGCUUUCAGAUACGUUGAAGAUCACGGAAGGUGUCCAGUGACAUGGAUCAAAGUAUCGCGGGGAGCCGAGGAUCUAACCAAAAUCUAUGCCGAUGGCAAUGUAUAA
Molecule: messenger RNA, 1170 nt
Organism: Radiomyces spectabilis
Lineage: Eukaryota; Fungi; Mucoromycota; Mucoromycetes; Mucorales; Radiomycetaceae
Product: Pex12 amino terminal region-domain-containing protein
Exons: 5
Coding region: 1-1170 (389 amino acids)
Biological process (GO): protein monoubiquitination; protein import into peroxisome matrix
Cellular component (GO): peroxisomal importomer complex; peroxisomal membrane
Molecular function (GO): zinc ion binding; protein binding; ubiquitin-protein transferase activity
Source: RefSeq, a predicted model, not a curated record